AUACAUGAUUAGAACGAAUACAGUAAUCUAGAAACUGAUUAUGACUUCUCAUGAACACAUAGCUAUCAUGUUAACAUUGUUUACCCUUGGCAAGUUGCCAACUGAUCCUAUGCCCAUAAUCAGACAGCACCAGGCAUCAUUAGUGAAAAGUACAGUCGUGUGUCACUUAUCUAACGUUCACUUAUCCGACAUGUCGGAUAUCCAACAGGUCAAGCUUGCCACGUGGGUGAUUAUAUAAUAGAUGAUAUGACAGAUAACACAUCCUGCAUAUUAUAUAAAUUUACAAUCAAUCAUGAAAAGUAUAAUUUUUAUCUCUAGAUCAAUAAGACAUUUGGUUCGUUUAAAGAUCCCGGAUGUGUGAUGGCGGAGUCAUCUGAAUCGCGCUCAGUGACAAUAUGCGGUGUGUUGUGCUACAUUCAGAAUAAAAUGAGGUACGUUUCGCGUGAUACACUUCGAGAUGUGGUCGUACGUGGAUUUAGUGAGCAAGACAUAAAUUCCGCGAAAGAGUUGCUGUUUGAAGUAUCCUCUGGGAUAGCGGCACUAAAGAAUAUCAAAAAGAAGAAUAGGAAAAACACAUCUUACAAGAAGAAAGCGGAAGGUGACGUUGAAGACGUAUUACAUUUAUGUUACGAGGCGGAUAGACUCCAAGCAGACGUGCCUAAGUUUGGUGCUGUAGAUAUCAAUUCGUUUCCAGUCAUCCCACUAGAAGAGAUUGACUGCAGGAAUUUAUUGUCUAAGGUGUCGGCCAAUCUUAAUAACGACAUGGAAGGUGUGGUUGUUAGGAUGUCCGAGCAAGUGAGCCUUUGUGAGAAGAGAAUAAAAGAAGUGGGAGAAGUAAUUACAGAUGGUAAGAAAUCACAAGUUAGUAGAAGCUAUUCAGAAGUUCUAAAGGUUUCUUUCGUACAGAAUCCAAAUUCGGUACAACAACAGUCUGCAGGUGUUAUUGAUGAGAAGGGUGAUGAUGUAGCGAAAAGAAAUAGUAACAAUACGGAUAAUGAUCAAGAAUGGAGAUUAGUAGAGCGUCUUCGAGAAAGAAACAUUAAAGCUGUAGUGGGUUCCAACAAGGAGGUGUCAUCUCUGGUGGGUGUGGAAAGAAGGAGGGGCGGGACACAUGGAACAUUUAUGUUGGAAAUUUGAAGGAAGAUGUUACUGAAUUAUGAAUUGUAGAAUACCUGAAGGAUAAGGGUGUGGAAGGAAAAUGUGUUUUUGUUACCAUCAAGAAUACGAGGUACAAGGAGUGCAAGAGUGAGAGUCCCAUUGGAGUUCAAGAAUAUAGUAUAGGAGUCUAAUUUCUGGCCAGAGCACAUAAGAGUCAGAUCAUGGGUAUUUCGACCAAAAAUGUCUGUUCCUGAAAAUGAAAGCAAUCAGUAUAAAGAUGUCAACUAAACUAAAGGUAGCCGGUCUCAA
Corticium candelabrum is the source of this 1407-nucleotide messenger RNA. RefSeq lists its product as uncharacterized. The transcript has a single exon. The coding region runs from base 361 to 1137 and encodes 258 amino acids. Lineage: Eukaryota; Metazoa; Porifera; Homoscleromorpha; Homosclerophorida; Plakinidae. The record is from RefSeq and is a predicted model, not a curated record.